AGAGAGAGGGAAACCAAGGGUUGGAGCGAGAAGCGUACUCUUGUAAUUGACAAGGUUGCAAUGGUGAAAUAAACACGUUCAGUCCGCGGCACUGAGUUCUCGUUGCACAAUCAGGAAAAGACAAGAACUGUGUGCGCUAACUUUCUCACUGGGGUUCCAUUGCAAAAUCAGCCAAGGGCUUUAUCUCCCCCCCAAAAAAACUGGAAAUUAUGUUCCGAUCGGCGCUGAUCCAACCGGCAAGAUGAUGAUUUUACCAAGGAGAGGGUUAGAUUGUGUAGCGGAUUCGGUGGUCUUGGUGCUCCUGGUGGUGACCGCUUCUCUCGGUACCGUGCUGGCCAAGGAUACUGCCUUUGUGGAAGUGGUGCUGUUUGAGUCCAGUCCCAAUGGAGAUUAUACGACUUACACUACAGGUUUGCAGGGACGAUUUUCAAAAGCUGGAGCUACUAUCAGUGCGGAGGGCGAGAUCGUGCAGAUGCACCCUUUGGGACUAUGUAACAAUAACGAUGAAGAGGACCUCUAUGAAUAUGGCUGGGUUGGUGUCGUCAAGCUUGAACAGCCAGAGUUAGAUCCAAGCUGUCUAACAGUACUGGGAAAGGCAAAACGUGCAGUCCAGAGGGGGGCGACAGCUGUCAUCUUUGAUGUCUCUGAAAACCCUGAUGCGAUUGAUCAGCUCAAUCAAGGCUCAGAGGAUCCUCUCAAGAGGCCUGUUGUAUACGUGAAGGGUGCCGACGCUGUAAAGCUGAUGAACAUUGUGAAUAAACAGAAGGUGGCUCGAGCAAGGAUCCAACACAGACCACCCCGGCAGCCAACAGAGUAUUUUGAUAUGGGGAUUUUUCUUGCCUUCUUUGUGGUGGUGUCCUUAGUGUGCCUUGUCCUCCUCAUUAAGAUUAAAUUAAAGCAACGAAGAAGUCAGAGCUCUAUGAACAGGAUGGCCAUCCAAGCACUUGAGAAGAUGGAAACACGAAAAUUCAAGUCGAAAGGCAAAGGUCUUCGAGAAGGCAGCUGUGGCACAUCAGACUCGCUGAGCAGCAGCUCCACCUCUGAUUGUGCUAUCUGUCUGGAGAAGUACAUUGACGGAGAGGAACUGCGCGUGAUUCCAUGUGCUCACAGAUUUCAUAAGAAAUGUGUGGACCCUUGGCUGCUUCAGCAUCAUACCUGCCCCCACUGCAGACAUAAUAUAAUUGAACAAAAAAAGGGAAACCCUGGACCUAUCUGCAUGGAACCUGGAAACCCAGCCCACGGUCGACAGCAGAGAGUCGUUCUUCCUGUGCAUUACCCGGGGCGAGUGCACAGAGCCGGCCAAGUGACUGCGUACCCCACUCGGACCAGCAUCGACCCCCACGGCAACCCCAUUACCGUUCUGACUGUGGAGCAGCACGGCGACCAGAAUCUUUAUCCGGCCCAAUCCUCUGCUUUCAUCCAAAGCUACCCUCCCCUCCACCUGGACCACCCGUUGAACCCCCACCACUGUAGCAUGGAGCACCGGGCUGCGCCGUACCCCCAGCCUCAUGCUUUCAAGCGGCCCAAGUUCAACGGGCGCAGCUUUUCCCGGGCCUCCUGUUUUUCUCAGUACGAGACCAUGUACCAGCACUACUUCUUCCAGGGCCUGACCUACCCUCAGCCUGAGGGCCACCCAGGAAGUGGGCCCCAAAAAGGUCACAGCCGGGCCUUCCAACAAGGCAUGCUGUACCCCACGGUGGUCCACAUGGCUCCCACCUCCUCCUCCUCGCGCCUCGGCGAGAGCGGAAGCUCGUCCAGCUUCAGCUGUUACCAUGGCCACCGCUCGGUGUGCAGCGGGUACCUGGCGGACUGUCCGGGCAGUGACAGCAGCAGCAGCAGCUCGGGCCAGUGCCACUGCUCCUCCAGCGACUCCAUGCUGGACUGCACCGAGGUGAGCAAUCAGGGAGUCUAUGGGAGCUGUUCCACUUUCCGGAGCUCCCUGAGCAGUGACUAUGACCCUUACGUGUACCGAAGCAAAAGCCCUUGUCGAGGGGCAGCGGGAGAGGCUGGACCUAGCUUCCUUCCCGCCCCUCAGGACGAGUCUCCUGCCUCUUCUGGCCAAGACUGCCUCCAGCCCCCUGCCGGGGCUUCCUUCAUCUCAGGGGACCAGCUAUCCAGCUGUAGCCUGGAGCCGAACUAUAGCAGUCACUCUUCACUGGAACCCAGGGAAACCAAUACCACUACCUCAGCCGGGGCCCCAGAGGGCGCUGGACCAGAACUCCUGGGCUGGAAUAAAGUGGCGGAGGAAAGGGAUCAGGGGGCGGCCUACAGCUGCUGUUUUGAGAUUCCGCCCUCAGCGUCUGAGAGCAAAGGUCAGGAGGUGGGUGGAGCCACAUUUCUGGGAACAGCCCGCUGUAUGCAGGGGGUGGAGCCUAGGACCCCUUUAGGAUCCACCCCUCAGAACUUGUUCAGUGUUAACACGGACCACUUGUGCCCAGCGGAGCAGGGGAACUACGAAGGACUGCCUUGCUGUUUUUACGAGGAGACGAAUGCUCGCCGGAGCAACGGGGGCUGCUAUGCCGAGGACUAUGCGGUGAAUGUACAGUACGCGCGGACUGAUGCCGACCCGCAGGCGUUGCAGAGGUGCUGUGAACUCGGUCAGCGGAUACCAAUCAUCACUGAGGACAUGGAUUGUGAGCUGGGUUUGGCCCCAGGGCCUCAGAUGGGCUUGCUUUCCGCAAACCUACCUGAGGAAGGGAGAAGCAGGGCUGGGGACCGGGAAGAGUCUAAUGAACUGUACGUGCCCUCUGCGCAGUUUGGGGGUCAGAUAUUCCCCCAUGAGGAGGAAACCAGGGCUCUUUUCCGCAACAGUUGCUCCAGUUUCCACAAAGCACAGGGAAACUGCAAAGCUGGAGGGUCAGGACCAUCCCAUGAUUUGGAAAAAGAAAGCGUGGCAGACCCCAGCCUGUGAGGUUUUUAAGUUCGGUUAUACGGGAAGUUUUUUUAUUCUUUAAAUUAAUAUUAAGACUCCAGUUUGUGUAAGACUUUUUGAGGGUUUUUAUUUUUGUUAUAUAUAUAAAUAUAUAUAUAUUUUUUAGCUUUGACAAACACAAAAAGUGGUAAUAUGGAGAAAUGUUAAAAUCUUAAUUUCCUUUAACCCCAGACUGUCGUGCUGUUCUUGUUUGUUUCGCUUUGUGUUCCGUUGUGGGUUAUAGGAGAAGCAGUCUAAUGGAUGUGCUCUACUUGGUGUGUGAAAACCAGGCCACACCAGGACCCUAAUCUUUCGAACCCUGCUCUCCAGAGUUUCCACCCUACUACUUGACUCAGGGUUACUGCUGCCUUAGUAGCAAGCCAGCAUUUAAUUAAUGUUCGCUCAUUGUUGUGAAUCAGUGGAGCUUGGUUUUAGCACUGUAGGUAUAGAAUUAACAAAAAACAACUCUGAUGGGUAAAACCGUUGAGAAAGGUUGUUUCAGUAAUAUGACAAGGGAAAGACUGUUUUCUGUGAGCCUAAUAUUUACAGUCGGCAAAGGACUGGUGUUCCAUCUGUGUUUCCUACAAGUGUCAUUCUGAGCUUUACACAGCCUUUUUUUUCCUGAGGCAGGGAUAUCAACCCUACACCUCCUUUUCAGUCAGUUUUCUUCAGGUGUAAUGUAUAGGGUCGAGAAACUAGUUUUAUUUCAGUGUGUCGGGGAAAGGCCAAAGCAAGGUAGUUAACCAAGAUAGUAAUGGAAGAUUAAUUAAAUCCUCAAAAAGUGGCAUUUAAAAAAUAUCCAUCUGGUAUCGUUCAAUAUGUUGUCAGCUUAUGCCUUGUUUGUUUUACAGACUUUUUAAUACUGUUUCUAUGAAAUGUAUCCAUGCAGCUGAGAGACUACCAGUUCAAGAACCCUAUUUAUACGUGACAUUUUAACUCAAUGCUGUAAUUUUUGAACACUAAAAGACUAAUCUUGCCUUUUCUUAGAGAUCUACACUGCAAAAAUUGCAUUUGUGAGGGUACUUGAGGCACUAUUUAAUUUUUUAUUUGUAGCACUUAAAAAGGAUUGUAUAAAGAAAAGCUUGGUGUACAAAAUUUGUAAUAUUUUUAAUUUUUUAAUAUAAUUAUUUUCUCCGUCAUUACCAUUUUACAAUGUUUUAAAAGGCUAGAAAAUCAAUCUGUGUAUAUUUCUGUAUAUGUAUAGCAGCACAUUUCAUUUAUGGAAAUAUGUUCUCGGAAUAUUUAUUUACUAAUAUAUUUAUCUUUAAGCCAUGUCUUAUGUUGAGAGUGUAUGAACGCUAUUGAAAUCUUUUUUUUUUGAGAAAUCACUAACAUGAGACUUUGUAAAUACAUGAUAAUUGCACACAAAGAUUAAAUAUUCUCUGACCAAAAAACGAUUUUUAAAUUUUAGUACUAUACAGUUUUGUAACAAAGUGUACAAAGGCCCUGUAAAAAUACAGUUUUAUUCAAGUAAA
Messenger RNA from Lepisosteus oculatus (spotted gar), 4386 nucleotides. It is a transcript of the gene znrf3, whose product is annotated as zinc and ring finger 3. The record is from RefSeq and is a predicted model, not a curated record. Gene Ontology annotation, biological process: Wnt receptor catabolic process; ubiquitin-dependent protein catabolic process; negative regulation of canonical Wnt signaling pathway. NCBI's taxonomy places the organism in Eukaryota, Metazoa, Chordata, Actinopteri, Semionotiformes, Lepisosteidae. Gene Ontology annotation, molecular function: ubiquitin protein ligase activity; frizzled binding. Gene Ontology annotation, cellular component: plasma membrane.